AUGUCAAAAGCUAUAGAAAUGGAAAUUGACCCGAGGACCAACAAUAAUAACUAUGUUGAACUUGAGCCAAUGGACAUUACAUUUUGCGAGACAACCACAUCGCGUUCUUCCGAAGACGACGCGUUUGAAACGGAAAUUCCAAUUGCGUCAACUUCUAGAGUCGCCACGACGCGUUCUUCUACUCGGUUGAAGCGAAAAGUGGACAACUAUUCAUAUUCUGUAGUCUCGUCACGUUCCAAAGCAAAGAAACCAAAAGCUGCUAAGAAGAAAACGAAACGAUACGAAAUAGAUCCAAAGGAAGUCCCUGAAACAUCUGAAUUCGAGUUAAUCGGUGAAGAUUUAGUUGGGAAUGAUGAAAUACCCGAGAACUUUGAAGACCCAUUAAUGAGCGACGUUAAACCAGAAAGAGAUGAAUCAUUACCCUGCCGUUACCUCGACGACUUUAUCUUUUAUGAUGUACGGAAUGACAAUAAAAUAAUCAAUUUAGAUGCAUAUGACAAUUUAGAAUGUGAACUUCGCGCAUCUGGCUUGAUUGAGUACAGUCAAUCUGGUCAAAGCGAGAUAUGGCUCCGUACAGAAUUCUCUUGGUACAAAUUAGUGAAUCCUUCAGAUGCCUACAAAUCUUGCUUUACUCCCUUGUUUAAAAAAAUUCGACUUGCAAAUCUUAUUAUUCAAGCGAUGGCGGCAAGUCCUGAUAUUACUUAUGGAGCAUUUCUAGAUUCAUUAAAAUCGCCACCUUCAAGCAGCUCGAAUGACAACAAUGAAUUUGAGUUGAGUAUAACCUUUAAUGAGAAUGACAUCACCUCAGAAAUAUCCUAUAUUUGUGAAGAAAUUAACGCGUGGAUGGGAGAGCUUGAAACGCAAGAAGAAGAAAACUGGAAAAUAUUUGACUGCCCACUAUUCAUAACUUUGCAAAAAAUAUUAGAUAAGAAACCAGGUUCGAAAAGAUCAAAACACAGUACUGCAGAUACCGAUAUGCGAAGAACAAAACGAAAUGUCAGCUUAAAGAACUCGAAUACAGCUGUACUUCGACAUACGAAUCCAACAUGCGUCACUCCAUUUAUACGAGAUCUUACAAAAGGAUUAUUUGUUCGCAAACUUGUAACUGCCCCGCAAAUAAAUGGAGUAACCGACAAUAAGCUGGAAGAUAUUUCGGAUAAUGAUCACUUAAUUAACAUUGAAAAAGAAACUACCGACAAGAUUGAUUGGAUCGAAAAAAUCGGGGCUGAACAUGGGCUUACCUACUACAGCUCCGUUAGAAUCGACGAUGAGAUAAUAAGUGUAGGCGAUAUUGUAUACGUUCGUAAUGACGAAUCGAACGAACCAUGGUUCGCCAAAGUGAUUUAUAUGUUUAAUGAUCCAGAAGAAGGCAAAAUGUUUCAUUCGCGUUUCUUUAGUCGUGGAAGAGAAACAAUUUUAAAAGAAUUGGCUGGUGCUCAUGAACUUUUUUUAUUGGAUCAAUGCGCUGAUAAUCCGUUGGCGUCCAUUAUGAAAAAAGCAAAUGUAAAACGGGUCGAUACUUCGGAAACUUUAUCAAAGGAAGAGAGAGAUAAUCUGAAUGAGAAAAAUGAAAGUAAUGACAGUUAUUAUUAUCGAUUUUGGUAUGACGAAGAAAGGCCUGCUUUUAUUGAUGCAAGAUUGAAAGAACCUGCAAACGACAUCAAAAAUCUGCUCGAUUAUUGUUACGCCUGUGAGCAUCACUGGGCAAAAAAAUUGAAUAAAAAGGCAAGGUGGAUUUCUCCUGAGGACACCGCAAAUGGUAUUGUAUAUAAAGGUGUAGAAUAUCAUUUACACGAUUUCGUUUAUUUGAUUCCCGAUGUGUCACAUCAGGCAUCUCCAUAUGAGAUAGCCCAAAUCGUCGAAAUAUUUGACAACGAUGCAACGCCUUCGGGUAUAUUGAAUUACUUUAAAAAAAAGAAAAUAAUUAAACGACCUGAAAACGACGAUGAGAAUGAUGCAGAUGAUCAAACUGCAAAUAUCAAAUUGACUGUGCGUCAUCUUGUGCGUUAUGAUGAUCUUCUUGAGUCAAAAUAUUCAAAGAAAAGUCUGACCAAUGAAACAAAUUCGACAGAAAGUUCAACAAAUGCAGAGAUAUACGAGAAGAAAGAGAUUAAAGAUACGAGAAAAUUAGUAUUCACAUCAGAAAAGACAUUGAUAUCUGUCGAUAAACUUGAAGGUGUAUGUUGGGUGGAACACUCUGACACUAUCUAUGAUUUUGAUGCUUACAAGGACGAAAGGGAUACAUUCUACGUUAAGGAUCAAAUGAACAAACCUGGUCGUAAACAUCUAGAUUUACAAGAAAUCGAUAAAACCGAGAUUCAUCUCUGCCAAAUAUGUCUUGAAAAAAGACAGAAUCAUAAAACGGAACUAGUUGAAUUUAUGCAAUUUAUCCAGAAUGGGCAUACCUUGCGUGCUAUGGAUAUAUUUUCUGGUUGCGGAGGCAUAACGGUGGGAAUGGAAAAAACUGGCGUAGUUGAUACGCGUUGGGCAAUUGAAUUUGCACCGAGUGCAGCAUUAACUUUCAAAAAAAAUCAUCCACAAGCCACCACAUACAAUCAAUGUGCGAAUUUGUUGUUAGAGAGAGCAAUAGCUCAACAUAAUCAAGAGGAAUUAGGUGAGCUUGAGGAUUUUCAGGGUAAACUAGUAGAAGCCAUGCCUGCUAAAGGCGAAGUUCAAUUCAUUUACUGUGGGCCUCCAUGUCAAGGGUUCAGUGGAGUGAAUCGAUAUAAGAAAGCGGAUGAUAUCAAAAAUUCGUUAGUGGCAACGGCACUCAGUUAUGUCGACUUCUAUAGGCCAGAAUAUUUCUUGCUUGAGAAUGUGCGGGGUAUGAUAGCUUUUAGAUUGGGCGGCGAACAAGAUGGAAAAACGAAAAUAAAAGGAGGGAUAUCAAUGGGAGUAGUGAAAUUCAUUUUAAGAGCUUUGACCGCCAUGGGAUAUCAAGCUAGAUUUAGCGUUCAACAAGCGGGCAAUCAUGAAGUUCCACAAAGUCGACGACGACUGUUCAUUUGGGGAACAAAAAUCGGUCACAAUCUCCCAGACUUUCCACAGCCCUCAACUUGCUUCGCUCAACGAGGAUCAAUUUCGAUUCCGCUACCGGAUGGUGGUAGUUUUCAUUAUAAUCUACGCACAAAUGGAUUUGCGCCGCAUCGUGGUAUCACUGUUGGUGAAGCAAUCAACGAUCUUCCAGAAUUUGAAUACGUUAAUCCACAUGAAGUAUAUCCUGCAACUGAAGAAGAAAAGAACGAGAAACCAAAGUGGAAACAACUUAGAGUUCCAAAAGUUGGCUGCGUUGGCGAGGCAGAACGUGAAUAUGAAUCAGAGCCAUUGUCAGAGUUUCAGAGACAGUGUCGUAAGAAAGCUAAAAAAUUAUAUAAUCAUGUGACCAGAACUUUUCUAUCUCUUAAUGUUGAGCGCAUUUAUAGAGUUCCCUUAAUACCCGGUGCCGACCAUCAUGAUUUGCCAGAGAGACUAAAACCAUGGUGUUUGAGUGAUCCGAAUUCAGCCGCAAGUCGACACAAUGGUUGGAAGGGCUUAUUCGGAAGACUUGACUUUAAUGGUCACUUUUCUACAGCAUUAACUGACGUAAAUCCUAUGGGAAAAACUGGAACGGUAUUACAUCCAAAUCAACGGCGCAUACUCACUGUGCGUGAAUGUGCACGUGCUCAAGGAUUUCCGGAUGAUUUCAUAUUUUACAGCGAUCGUGGUGAUAUGAAAGACCUUCAUCGUCAAAUUGGAAACGCGGUACCACCUCCGUUGGCGUUCGCUUUAGGGGAAUUUUUGGUCAAGGCAUUAUUCGAAAAAUAUAAGCAGGAAAGGGUGAAUAUAAAAAAUAAAGGCAAACAAAAGAAUUAUUAA
This is a messenger RNA of Ambispora leptoticha, 3855 nucleotides long. NCBI's taxonomy places the organism in Eukaryota, Fungi, Glomeromycota, Glomeromycetes, Archaeosporales, Ambisporaceae. The record is from the annotation of a GenBank genome assembly.